Messenger RNA from Tripterygium wilfordii, 642 nucleotides. Its product is annotated as light-regulated protein, chloroplastic-like. The transcript is spliced from 3 exons. Gene Ontology annotation, cellular component: chloroplast. Bases 4 to 489 code for a protein of 161 amino acids. The record is from RefSeq and is a predicted model, not a curated record. NCBI's taxonomy places the organism in Eukaryota, Viridiplantae, Streptophyta, Magnoliopsida, Celastrales, Celastraceae.
UAUAUGUAUAGCUUGAAACUCCAGUUCCACUGUAAUAGCGCCAAAAAAAAAGACCAAAUUCAGACAGAAGCAAUUUCAAAAAUGCAGGUAGCCAUGAACUUAGUGUCACCACCUCUUUCGAUUGUAAUACCCACCAAACCUUCUUUGCCAUUGAAAUCCAUUGCAAGGAUUCAAGGUCGCCAAUUUCCUCAGAUCAGAGCAGCUGAGGUGGAACCAGACACUACAACAGUUGAUUACAGCUCCAUGACCUCCAGUGUAUUCCCGGCUGAGGCUUGCGAGACAAUCGGUGGGGAAGCUUGUGAUGUUGAAAUGUACCCAGAAACGAAGCUCAAACCAGAGACUGUAAACACAGUGCCAAAACCUGCUUCAGAACAGGUUGAAAGAGAGUAUAUAGACUACAAAAAUCCCAAAACGGUGUUUUUAGAAGAAGCCUGUGAUGAUCUUGGAGGAGAAUUCUGUGACCCCGAGUAUCAAGGCAAAGGUAACUAGAAAAUCAGGGGUGAAUUCACAGAUGUUACCCAAGAUAUCAACUUCAUAUUGUCAUUGAGGUUCCUUCUUCCUUGUGUAUAGUUCCGUGCAAUCACUUGACAGUGUACCUGACAAAGUUGUGAAAUAAAUAACAGAACUUUGCAGAUAGUGACU